UAGUCAGGGCGUGUUUAUUAGGUGACUCCACGUUCUGACGAGUACAAACGACGCUCGUAAGUGUUUGGAGUUGCGGGUGUGCCCCCAGUGCUCCCAAAAAUCGAAACAAUGUGUGCUUGACCCCAUAAAAAAAUUGAUAAACAAAAUUCCCCGAAUUUAUUUGGCUUCAAAAGCCUUGAAAACGUUGAGUGUCCUCGAAGAAGGUUAAAAUGGAUCGUUUUGGAGUCACAGCACUCCUGGUGAUAGCCUGCCUGUGGCUGGGCGUUGUCGGUCAAUAUGAGUGGCAGACGAGAGAUGCUUUCGAUGAAAUUAAAUUGAAAAUGGACAAAGUGUCAGGUGAUAACUGUGAAAUUCAGCACCUGGGGGAUCUGUUCCUCCCCGAGGGGGCAGUGUCCCACCUCCCGGACGUCAAAGACAUCAACAUAAAUCCUGUAUUUCCAAAUAGGACAGCCCUUCUUCAUCUUCAGAAUAUGGCCCUGAGCAGAUCAUUUUUCUGGAGUUAUAUACUCCAGUCGAGAUUCAUAAGGCCAGCGAUUAAUGACACUUAUGAUCCUGGAAUGAUGUACUAUUUUCUGUCAUCGGUGGCUGAUGUCUCCGCCAAUCACUACAUCAACGCAUCUGCCACGUAUUUCUCACCGAAUAUGUCGUAUACACCCAGUUAUCGAGGGUAUUUUAACAAAACUUUACUCAGAUUUGCACCGAGGACUUUUAGGUCUGAUGACUUCAAUGAUCCUGUGCAUUUUGAGAGGAUAUCCACGAGGAAUUCUUUUACUGUGAGGGACUUGGGGGCCUUUCCCUCGCACAGUCCUAGUCUUGAUUAUACUUCUGACAGUUACAGAAUUAACAAAUGGUACAGUGCAUGGUUACCUGACAAUCCCCAGAGUCGUCACGACACGAAGACGACGUACCAGAUAGAAAUUCGUUACGCGAACAACACGAACGAGACCUUCACAUUUCACGGACCACGAGGUGCUGACGAGGACCCAGGACCGAUAAGAUGGACAACCCCCUACUUCGAUUGUGGUCGGUCAAACCGUUGGUUGGUGGCUGCAGUGGUACCAAUUGUUGAUAUUUACCCUCGUCACACCGGUUUCCGUCACAUUGAGUAUCCAAGAUACACUGCUGCGACUGUCAUGGAAAUGGAUUUCGAGAGGAUUGAUAUCAAUCAGUGUCCGAAGGGAAAGGGAAAUAAUGGACCAAAUAAGUUCGCUGGGACUGCAAGAUGUAAAACAGAUACAACUGAGUGUGAACCUCUGCAUGGUUGGGGCUAUCGACGAGGUGGCUACCAGUGCAGAUGCAAGCCUGGCUUUAGGCUUCCUUCCGUCGUUAGAAGACCAUAUCUGGGGGAAAUCGUCGAGAGAGCGACAGCAGAGGAAUAUUACAACGGAUUCGAUUGCACAAAAAUAGGAUGGGUCCACAAAAUGCCGGUGCAAUGGGAAAAAGCCGAGCCCCACGUGAAAGAAAAAUACCUGGAGCAGUACUACGAGUACAAAAACGCUUCAUCGGGGCCUGACGCCCUCCAACGCGAGAAAACCAACAUCGAGGAAGCCCUGAAAUUUAUUCUAGGUGUCAACGAGAAGACCUGCAGCAAUUUCACAAAACAACAGCUGAAUCUUCAUGGAGACAUUGGCUACGGUGCUGAAGAGUUCUUUGAGAACGAAGCUAGAAUGGCCGUGCGUCUCGCCAACUUUAUCAGUGCCUUCCUGCAGAUAUCCGAUCCUCAGGAGGUGUAUUCAGGGACCAGACUGGCGGACAAACCCCUCACCGAGGAUCAGAUGAUCGGCGAAACCCUGGCGCUUCUCAUGGGAGACACGAAAAUAUGGUCUGCUGGGACUUACUGGGAUCGCAAUAAAUUCACUAACAGAACUUUCUUCGCUCCUUACGCUUAUAAAAGGGAAUUGAACUCUAGGAAAUUCAAGGUCGAGGACUUGGCACGUCUGAAUAGCACAGAGCAAGUCUACACCAACCAGCCUUGGUUCAAGGCCCUCCAGCAGAGGUGGGCAACGAAUUUCGACGAUUUAGAGAAAUAUUUUAUGAAAAUUCAUAUUCGUUACAACGAAACUGGCGACCACAGCAUGAAAUACGAGCAUUUUCCGAAUUUCUACAGGGCGGCAAACCUGGAUCACGGCCACUGGACAACUCCUUAUUUCGAUUGUAACGGCAAAGUGAAUAAAUGGGUAAUUACCUAUGCAUCUCCAUUUUUUGGCUGGGACAGCAUCAAGGCUAAACUGGAAUUCAAGGGUGUCGUUGCUGUUACCAUGAACUUGCUUCAGCUGGACAUUAACCAGUGCGACGAUCAAUUUUGGGUGCCAAAUGCGUUCAAGGGCACCCACAAAUGCGACCGAAAAACAUCAUAUUGCGUUCCACUGCUAGGAAAGGGCUUCGAAUCCGGUGGCUACAAAUGCGAGUGCAAACAGGGCUUCGAGUAUCCAUUCGAGGACCUGAUAACUUAUUAUGAUGGCCAGCUAGUGGAGAGCGAAUUCUCGAAUAUUGUUAAUGACCAGGAGACCAGAUAUGAUAUGUUCAAAUGCCGGUUAGCUGGUGCUGCCUCGGUUGGCUCCAGUAUCGUCCUAAUAAUAUCGGUUCUAGUAUUUUUCUACCAUUUCUAUCGCCGAUAGAUCGUUGAUUAAUUAGUUUAUAUUUAUGUUAUGAAUGUCUUCAGUGAGUCAUUAAUCCGUCCAGAAGCUAUUUUUUUUAAUCAGAGAAUGGUCAAUUUAUCGUAAGAUUUUACAGAAUUUUAUCAUCCAAGUUUAUAGACUAGUUUAGAUUUUAAAUACUCAGAUUUAAUUGAUGAGCAUCGAUAUUCCGUCCAUAGAUGAGUGCCUUUUGCGUUGGGAGGAUUUUUAGUCGCCCAAAGAAUCUCAUGAACUGUGUUAACUUUAUACAAACUCACGUAUUCUUCAUCAUGUGUUCAUAGAACGUGUGUUAUAACAUCGAUGCCUUAAAGUGAAGAAAGCAGUGGACCAUUUUGUAUUUUUAUGAAGAGAAAUAAACAUUUUUAAAACCGAAA
Messenger RNA from Diachasmimorpha longicaudata, 3010 nucleotides. RefSeq lists its product as uncharacterized. The record is from RefSeq and is a predicted model, not a curated record. The coding region runs from base 210 to 2618 and encodes 802 amino acids. NCBI's taxonomy places the organism in Eukaryota, Metazoa, Arthropoda, Insecta, Hymenoptera, Braconidae. The transcript is spliced from 10 exons.